Ogataea angusta is the source of this 654-nucleotide messenger RNA. RefSeq lists its product as uncharacterized. The record is from RefSeq and is a predicted model, not a curated record. The transcript has a single exon. Gene Ontology annotation, molecular function: RNA binding; structural constituent of ribosome. Gene Ontology annotation, cellular component: large ribosomal subunit. The coding region runs from base 1 to 654 and encodes 217 amino acids. Gene Ontology annotation, biological process: translation. NCBI's taxonomy places the organism in Eukaryota, Fungi, Ascomycota, Pichiomycetes, Pichiales, Pichiaceae.
AUGUCGAAAGUCAGCGCUACCCAAGUGAGAGAGAAUGUUAAGGAGAUCCUCAAAUUCUCCAACGAGACCAAAAAGAGAAACUUUUUGGAGACCGUUGAGUUACAGGUUGGUCUCAAAAAUUACGACCCACAAAGAGACAAGCGUUUCUCUGGAACUUUGAAGCUGCCCCAAGUGCCAAGACCAAACAUGACCAUUUGUAUUUUUGGUGAUGCUUUUGAUGUUGACAGAGCUAAAUCUCUGGGUGUGGAUGCUAUGUCUGUUGAUGACUUGAAAAAGUUGAACAAGAACAAAAAGCUUAUCAAGAAGCUGGCUAAAAAGUACAACGCUUUCAUUGCUUCUGAAGUCUUGAUCAAACAAGUGCCAAGACUGUUGGGUCCUCAGCUCUCUAAGGCUGGUAAGUUCCCAACUCCAGUUUCUCACAAUGACGACUUGUAUUCCAAGGUUACUGACGUGAAGUCCACUAUCAAAUUCCAGCUGAAGAAGGUUUUGUGUUUGGCUGUUGCUGUUGGUCACGUUGAGAUGGAGGAGGAUGUUCUUGUCACUCAAAUAAUGAUGGCCAUCAACUUUUUGGUCUCCUUGUUGAAGAAGAACUGGCAAAACGUCGGAUCUCUUGUCAUCAAGUCCUCCAUGGGUCCUUCUUUCAGACUUUACUAA